This is a messenger RNA of Sycon ciliatum, 2396 nucleotides long. RefSeq lists its product as uncharacterized. Gene Ontology annotation, biological process: protein histidyl modification to diphthamide. Gene Ontology annotation, molecular function: diphthine-ammonia ligase activity. NCBI's taxonomy places the organism in Eukaryota, Metazoa, Porifera, Calcarea, Leucosolenida, Sycettidae. Bases 164 to 2290 code for a protein of 708 amino acids. The record is from RefSeq and is a predicted model, not a curated record. The transcript has 17 exons.
AGAUCACUGAGUACCCAAACAAGUUUACCAAACAGAGUUAUCCUCGUACUUUUCUGUGUGCCUUGGAGAGUAAGACUUCUCCUUCGAUCAUCGCCAGGCUGUCGGGGCUUGAGCUCCAUCAUCGAGAAGUGCUGUGGACACAGUGGUGACCUGUCUCAUCAAAAUGAAGGUCGUAGCUCUAAUCAGUGGUGGCAAGGAUAGUACGUACAACAUGAUGCAGUGUGUGGCAGCGGGUCACGAGAUUGUUGCACUGGCCAAUCUCCGGCCACCCGUUGAAACAGGACAAGAUGAACUUGACAGUCCUAUGUUCCAGACAGUGGGUCACUGGGCCAUCGAAGCCAUAGCUGAGUGUAUGGGAUUACCGUUAUUUACACGCGCGCUACACGGUACGUGUGUAGAUGGAGACUUGCAUUACCGGCCAUCCAAGCAUGAUGAAGUGGAGGAUAUGCUUGCGCUGCUAAAAGAUGUCAAGGAUAAACUUGACGUGCAGGGUGUCUCUUCAGGUGCCAUCUUGUCAACAUACCAACGUGUUCGCGUGGAGAAUGUGUGCAAUCGUCUAGGACUGACCAGUUUAGCAUACCUAUGGCAACGUGAACAGGCUGAGCUUCUACCAGAGAUGGUGGAGGCAGGUGUGGAGGCAGCCAUUAUUAAAGUGGCAGCUUGGGGUCUGAAGCCCUCCAAGCAUCUCGGUAAAACCCUUGGGGAAAUACAAACAGACCUUCUUAGACUCCAUGAUCGCUACCAGAUCAACGUGUGUGGUGAGGGUGGGGAGUAUGAGACGUUCACCUUGGACUCUCCUCUCUUUCACAAGCGCCUUGUCAUGCAUAGCACGGAAGUCGUUGAAGACCCAUCCAGUGACCCGUCUGCUCCUAUUGCGUAUCUCAAGUUUUCUGUCAACGUCGUCGAGAAAGAGGUUUCAAGCACACCGUGGACACCAGUACGCACUGCGUAUGAACCAGAACCACUGCAUCUCAAGCCUGCUGACUGGUCUGAACCGGCAGUUCCAGUACUAAGCGUACCCGUGUACGCCACCUGCGCAGAGUCUACUGGUUCAGCAGGUGACAUGACACGCGUUGCUGACACAUCACCAUGCCUGAGAUGGAUUGUUGUGGACUCAACCUCCGCCGAAGUGCGGAGUGCGUGUGAGCAGGCUGAACGUGCGCUGGCAACUUUACAAGAGAAGUUGAGUGCUGUCAAUGCCAGGCUAUGUGAUGUAUGUCAAGUUCAGCUCUACGUUCGAGACAUGUCCAACUUCAAGCCGAUCAAUGAUGUCUACUGCAGGACAUUCAGCCAGGGUCCGCCGGCCAGAGCGUGUGUUGGUCUCAACCUGCCGUGUCACCUGCGUCUGGCAUGUGUUACUCUGACUAAUCAAGCUAGCAGCAGCGCUGUCGGCAAUGCUAACAGCGCUAGCGGCGAUGAUGACACAGCACACGUUCAUCGGUGGCACCGGGAGCAUCUUCACGUGCAGAGCGUAUCACACUGGGCAUCGGCUAACAUUGGCCCCUACAGUCAAGCAGUUCAGGCCAAGCCACUAGUCUGGAUAGCUGGUCAGAUUGGCUUAGUUCCAGACAGUAUGCAGCUGAUCAGUGGUGGAUGGCAAUGUGAAGGUCCACUAGCCUUGCGACACGCUAGUAGAAUUCUGGAUGUGCACAAGUUGUCACUGGACAACUGUGCGUUGUUGACCGUCUUUGUGACCAGCGACAGUGCACUGCGUGAUGUCAUGCAGCUCUGGCAGCGAGCCUGUGACAAGGUGGCAGUGACUGUCAUUGUUCAAGUGCCGUCUUUACCUCGCACUGCUGAAGUUGAAUGGCAGAUUGUAGCAUGCCGCGGCGAUCGUACUUCUAGCAAUGUUUUUACCGAUCAUCAUCCAUCACAGCACUAUCACGUUGACUGGCAAAUAGAUCAGUAUAGCAGUGAAGAAGAAGAUGAUGAUGAUGAUGUAGUUGAGACAUUAGCUGUUUCAGCGUGUGUGGUUGCUGAUGAUCAAGUGCGCGAUGAUCAGCACCAGCUUGCAGCUGAAGAUCUAGCCCAGUUCUUGUGGCGGAGUGCCAGUGAGAGGCUAGCAAGGGAUGUGAAAGCAGCAGAUGUCGUACAGGCUCAGCUGUUUGUUGCCGAGUCAUGUUGCGUGAAUCCUGGCAAUCGUCUCACACAAGUGAUGGAGCAAGCAGUCAUUGGAUGGUUUGGGAAGCCGGUACGCAUACUCUGUGCUCCGGUUCAGCGCCUGCGGAGUGGCUUCAUGACUCUUCAGCUACUUCUAAACCUACAGGGACAAGCACGGUCAGCCAACUAGAAUGGCCCUGCCGCCUCUCAAGAAAUUGCUACUGAGGACUUGACGCAUAAUGUACUAGUACCAGUGUUGCACAUUGCUUUGAGAACGGGCUUAUUCCCAAUGCCAA